AUGAAGAAGGGCGCCCCUUUCAAGUGGGACGAAGCAUAUACUAAUGCCUUCGAGAAUAUCAAGUCAUAUUUAAUGAAGCCUCCAGUUCUAGUCAUAUUGAUACUGUACAUUUCAGCACAAGAAAGGUCGGUUGGAGCGUUGUUAGCCCAAGAGAAUAGCAAAGGGAAAGAAAAUUAUCUUUACUACUUGAGCAGAAUGAUGACACCUAAUGAGCUGAAUUACACGCCAAUUGAAAAGUUGUGUUUGGCACUAGUCUUCUCGAUUCAAAAGCUGAAGCACUACUUUCAAGCUCAUAGUGUUAACCUCAUUUCCAGAGCAAAUCCCAUCAAGUUUGUGAUGUCAAAACCAGUCCUCAGUGAUCGACUAGCAAGGUGGUACCUCCAGUUUCAACAAUUUGAAAUUACAUACAUCCCUCAAAAGGCUGUAAAAGGACAGGCAUUGGCAGACUUCCUAGCAGAUCACCCAAUACCUGAUGACUGGGAGCUAACCGAUGAACUUCCCGACGAAGAUGCAAUGGUCAUUGAAAUUCAACCUCCGUGGAAAAUGUACUUUGAUGGUGCUACACAACGUGAUGGAGCUGGUGCUGGUGUGGUGUUUGUUACUCCGCAGGGAGAAGUUCUACCAUACUCCUUUACUUUGACACAACGUUGCUCCAACAAUGUCGCUGAAUAUCAAGCACUAAUACUUGGACUUGAAAUGGCCGUCGACAUGAAGCAGUUGCAGUUUCAAGUCUUUGGUGACUCUCAGUUGGUGAUCAAUCAACUCUUGGGAAGCUACGAAGUCAAGAAGCCUGAAUUACUCCCCUAUCAUGGUUAUGCUCAGAAAUUGAUAGGAUGGCUUGGUGAUGUGACUCUUCAGCAUGUUCCUAGGAGGGAAAAUAAGAAAGCCGAUGCUUUAGUUGCUCUAGCUUCAGCGCUUACUCUGCCAGAUCAAACACAAGUGACUAUCUGUCAAAAAUGGGUAGUACCUCCGUCAAAUGAGGAUGAAGGCGCGGAAAGUGAGCUUGAGCAUCUCGUAGCUGUUUCUGAAGCUGCAAAGGAAGACUGGUGA
Messenger RNA from Lycium barbarum (goji berry), 1050 nucleotides. RefSeq lists its product as uncharacterized. The transcript has a single exon. NCBI's taxonomy places the organism in Eukaryota, Viridiplantae, Streptophyta, Magnoliopsida, Solanales, Solanaceae. Bases 1 to 1050 code for a protein of 349 amino acids. The record is from RefSeq and is a predicted model, not a curated record. Gene Ontology annotation, molecular function: RNA-DNA hybrid ribonuclease activity; nucleic acid binding.